AGAAGUUGCACAAGAUCCCAGAAGUUGCACAACAUCCUCAAAAGGGAAGAAGUAAACUAGUGUUGAACAGACUAACCAUAAGAAGAAGGGACGAAUACAAAAAGUAACCCAGGACCUAAUAAUCACGAACAGAAAGACAAGAAGACAUCUAUUCCCAGCCAGAGCUUGUGCUCGUAACAGCAAUGGAGGAGCUGACAUACGAGGAGUCCAUCAGGAGAGCCAGCAAAAUGAUCUGCCGCUUCCCCCUGAGGAGCGUCCGGGGCAUCCCAUUAAUGGAGCCCAUUGCUCAGAACUGGGAAUCAAUCUGGUCCUUCUGUCCUGACCCCUCUGAUCUUCUCAUCUCUACAUACCCCAAAGCAGGAACGACAUGGACUCAGGAGAUAGUGGACCUGUUGCUGCAUAAUGGAGAUGCUGAAGCUUGCAGAAGAGCAAAUGUGGCUGUGCGGAUACCCUUCCUUGAGAUCAGCCCCCCACCCCCAAUCCCCUCCGGUCUGGAUCUUCUCAAUAAAAUGAAUCCCCCUAGAGUAAUCAAGACCCAUCUCCCAAUCCAGCUGGUACCUGAAGGAUUUUGGAAAAACAAAUGCAAGGUGAUUUAUGUGGCUCGAAAUUCUAAAGAUAACCUGGUGAGCUACUACCACUUUGACAGGAUGAACCAUACCCAGCCUGAUCCAGGUCCCUGGGACGGCUACAUCCACAAGUUUAUGAAGGGAAAGUUGGCCUGGGGCUCCUGGUAUGACCACGUGAAGGGUUACUGGGAAGAGAGAGAAAAGAGGAACAUUUUAUAUCUGUUUUACGAAGACAUGAAAGAGAAUCCUCGCCGUGAGGUGGAACGCAUCAUGAAGUACUUGGAUCUGUCGCUUUCUGAUGAUGUCAUAGGGAGCAUUGUGGAGCUCACAUCAUUCAAGGCCAUGAAGGACAACCCAAUGACUAACUAUACUUUUGUGCCGGAGGAGAUCUUUGACCACUCUGUCUCACCUUUUAUGAGAAAAGGUGAAGUGGGUGACUGGGCCAAUCAUUUCUCCUCAGAGCAGCUGCAGUUAUUUGAAGAAGAUUAUGAAAGACAAAUGAAAGGCACAAACAUUCCUUUCAGGAUGAACAUUUAGCUGAGGGUUGGAGAAUUUCCUUAUUAUUUACUGUUUUCCAGGGAACCUUCAUCAAAUACUAAGAUAAAGGGAGUGAGUAUGGGCGAAGUGGGUUGAGUAGUAAGUCACUGGAUUUUGAUCUAUGUUCAAUACAAUACUGUCACAUCUGUCUUCCAUUUGUAGUCAGGUAUGUGAGUCUGGUCUGUUUGUUCUUGCUGUGUGCCAGUGGUAACUGGCUCUGACUCUUAGUCAAACAGAGCAGUGAGUGCUGGUCACUAAUUUUAUCUAACAUUUAUCUCCCUUUAUCUUAGUUUUAGUAUUUGGAUUGAAUGGGUAGAAUGGGGUUUUCUGGAAAACAGGGAAUAUAAGGAAAUUCUCCACUCCUCAAUGUCUCAAUUGGCUCGUAUGCUUCGCAAAUCAGACAAGAUUCUUUUUUUUUUUUCUUUUUUCUUCCCCUUGUCCUGUCCGGCAGCUUUAGCAAGCAGAAUCAUAGUCUGAAUGCACUGCUGUGCCAAUCAUGUUUGCUUUACCAUGAGGGGGUCUAUAAGCUCUGUAUAGGCCCCCUCAUGUUAAUCGAUUUCUUUUUACUUUAAAAUUUAUUUAAUUUUUCACACAUGUAAAAACAUUGCAGUGGGUGAGCUGGCCGUAGAGGAGGGACAUAUUGGGAGGGGGAAAAGAAGAAGGAAAAAGAAGGGAAAGGAGAGAAAAAAAGAAAAAAAAGGAGUGGAUAGAUUCAGAAAGGAGUAAACAAAAUUAAAGCAUGCAGACAGUAACACAACUAUACAAGCAUAUAAAAUCUUAGAGUGUGCUUGGAUGGGUGCAUGCAAAUACAGUAUAUGUACAUGUGUGCUCAAUUGUGUAGGCAAGAUGCAGGCUAGUGUGCGUGUGCUGUGUGUGUGUGUUGCAUGUGUGUGUUGUGUGCGUGUGUUUACAACAUGGAAUGUACUAAAUAGCAAAGGUGGGAGGCCACAACCACCCCCCACAAGAGCCAGAGGUCAGCAGAGACAGACCCAGGAGGCCCAGGACGUCCACAGCCCCCAAAGAGCAUGGAAGAGCCGAGGCCCCACGUCCUGAUGAUAGCCGCGCCCCCGCCCCAGCCGGGGGGAGGAGGGAGGUCCCAGACACAGCCCCCGCAGCCAAAAGGGCAUGAACCCCAGAGAACCAGAGGCAACAGGUAGCCAACCCCACGAAGGCGCGGUCGCUCCCGUACGAGCCAAGGCCAGGGCCCCUGGGACCCCAGGCGGCCGGGUGCGACCAGCCCCCGGUAGAGAGCCCCAUCCACGUCGGGGAGGCCCGAGUCCCCCCCCAGGCCACCACCCCGAAGGAAGGGGCCAGCAACCAUGCCCUAGAGACCAACCGCACCCAGGACGGAGCAGCAAGCCCCAGACCCAGGCCCCCACCAUCCACACAGACACUCCGCAAACACACCUCUCAGCCAUGCACAUACACCCUACACACAUCCCCACAACAUACACAGACACCCACACACAGAGACACAAAGACAUAGGCCCAUCCACUCCGGACUGCCCUCCGACAUGCGGGAGAACGGAUGCAACCCCCAGCACCAGCCGCCACCCCAGGGCGCCGCCCGCCGAGCUACCACCUAAGCGCCCCCCCCCCCCCCCCCCCACACCACCAGUGGAGAGCAGGGGUGUAGGAAGACCCGCCCACUCUCCUCCCCCAUGAACCUGUGUGAGAGGUAGAGUAUUGGAUGCGUGUGGAGAUGUAUGAGACUGUAUGUAGUGUAGGGGAUGAGUAUGGCUGUUGAGAAACUAAGAUGAAUUAAAAAUUGACGGGGGAAGCGUAGAGGAGCUCUGUUUGUGAACAGCUCUCCUCCACAUCACUCCCCCAUCAGUGUAUAUGGUGUGAGUAAAAUUUGGGGGCGGCAGUGGCACAGAGGCGAGUGAUAUCACCAGCCUCUGAGUGGUGCCCCUGCCCCCCAAGGCCCUGUGUGAUUACUGGUAUGUGAUGAUUAAUGUGCAAUUAAAACAGGGGGAGGUGGAAGGCCGCGCAAUACGGUGAGUAAGGCCACGUAAAUGGCCCUCCCCACCGCAGUAUGCACGGCAUACACCCCCCCGAGGUCCUACAUGUGAAUAUGGCAUAUUGUAAAUGAGGGGGGAAGGGGCUGGGAUUCAUAAGGCCAGGGGGCAGAUUGCUCACCCCCUGGCAAAAGAGAGCCAGCUAACCAGCUGGCUCAGUAGGCACCCCAGCCCCCCACCGCCACGCGGGAAGGAGCGGACCCGGGGCCCCCGGCGACCACACCCCAGGGCACCGCCAGCGGCAAAAGCCACCCCCACCCCCCACCCCGAAGGGCAGUCCACACUCAACGACAAAAAAUGUGGCAGGCCCGAGACAUGCCACCCCCAACACUGUGCAGGCCGGACGUCCCGACACGGACCCCCCCCCCCCCGGCGGCACCCCAGGGGGAGCACAGGCCACCCCGGCGCAGGGGGGACACCCACCGAGGAGACGGCCAGGCCCCAGGCGCCAGAGCCCCGGACCCCGCACCGAAGAGGCCAACCGCCCAUCCCAGGACCAGCCCCCUCCACCACCAGCACUCCAGACCCCACGCCCCAUGACCAACAGGCAGCACCCCCAGCCAGGGAAAACACCCAGACGGCAGCCACAGCCCCCCAGCCCCAAGAAACCACUAGACGCCCACAGCCCGAGGGCCCAACCCCGCCACCCGCCAGGAUCCCGAGGAGAUGAGACCACAGCCGACCACCCCCCCUAUAUAACGGAAUUGGUCAGAGUGUACCAGAGAGCAUCCAAUUCACUUAAUUGUUUAUUUUGGAAGGGAGCAGAUAUUCUCUCCAUACUUAAGUGGUCUAACAGUAAAUUUCUAUACUGAGUAAUCCACAAAUUAUUUUUAAAUUUCCAGUUCAUGAAGAUAGUUUUCUUUCCAAUGCCUAAGGCAGUAAGGAUUAUGUGUUAUUAUUUUCUUCCAUAUCUAACUCACUUGCAUCUCCUAAAAUGCACAGUGUAGGUGAGGUUGGGAUAUGGUAAUUAAACCAAAUUGAUCUUCACAUAUCCUCUGCCAGAACUUCUGCACCGGUGUACAAGACCAUAUUGCAUGCAUGUAGUUCUCCAGAAAGUUACCUGAGCAGUGGGUACAUAGGUUUGAGUGUAUAAGGCCCAUUUGGAACAUCCUUUGUCCUGUGUAGUGUAUUCUAUGGAGAGUUUUGUAUUGUACAAGUUGCAAGUUAGGACUUUUAGUCAUUUUGAAAGUGUUUAAACAUAUUUGAUUCCAAAAGUUUUGCUCUGGAUCAAUGGAUAGAUCUUGCUCCCAUUUUGAGGUUGGGAGGGAAAUUGAGUCAUCUAUUUUUGAUAAUAACUUACACAAUUUUGAUAGUAAUUUGGGGAAAGAGAGAUUUAAAAAUCCAAGUACCCAUGGAGGUAUUUCUAAAUUAAGCUGAUUAGGGUUAAACCUCGCCUGAAUAAUGGACUUCACGUGCUGAUACUCAAGAAAUGUAUUGUUGCUAAUUCCAUAUUUUGAGACAAGUUCCUUGAAUGCGACAACUUUCCUGUUUUGAAUAACAUGUUCUAGAUUUAUAAUCCCUUUAUCGCGUCAUAAAAGAAAGUUCAAUGCUUUCUUUUUCUGGCAGAAAUCUGGAUUGUUCCAAACAAAUCAGCUGUUCCUAACAGAUGGGUGGAUAAUGUCAGAAAACAAAUAAAUUGUCACGUCCAGCUCAUCUGAUCUUCGUGUGUUUCACACCCCCUCAUCCUCCACGUGUGCUUCCCCGAUUGUGCCCAGCUGUUGCCUGUUAUUUUCGGCUUGACUUUUGUAUAUCAGUCCACGUCAUGCCCUGUCUGAGGUCGGUCAUUGUUGUUGUAAUGUGCGUCUCUCUACCCCCGUUAGUCCGAAUAAACCCUCGUUUGCCCUCA
Molecule: messenger RNA, 4967 nt
Organism: Brienomyrus brachyistius
Lineage: Eukaryota; Metazoa; Chordata; Actinopteri; Osteoglossiformes; Mormyridae
Product: sulfotransferase 1C1-like
Exons: 7
Coding region: 183-1103 (306 amino acids)
Biological process (GO): sulfation
Cellular component (GO): cytoplasm
Molecular function (GO): sulfotransferase activity
Source: RefSeq, a predicted model, not a curated record